Symbiodinium sp. CCMP2456 is the source of this 642-nucleotide messenger RNA. NCBI's taxonomy places the organism in Eukaryota, Dinophyceae, Suessiales, Symbiodiniaceae. The record is from the annotation of a GenBank genome assembly.
AUGGCUGUGGUGCGGCUAGCAGCGGUGGCAGCCUCUUUGGAGCUACUGCAGCCAAUCCGCUCUUCGGAGCCAGCUCGGGUGGCACUGCCAGCAGUGGUGGUGGCCUGUUUGGCGGUACUCCGGCCUCGAGCGGUGGUAGCCUCUUCGGGGCUAGCUCGGGUGGCGCUGCUAGCAGCGGCGGAGGACUGUUUGGGGCCACCCCAGCUUCCAGCGGGGGUGGCCUGUUCGGUGCUGGCUCGGGUGGCGCUGCCAGCAGCAGCGGUGGACUUUUCGGCGCCGCUCCUGCUUCCGGCGGCGGCGGCCUCUUCGGGGCCAACUCGGGCGGUGCCGUCAGCAGCGGUGGUGGGCUCUUUGGGAGUACUCCGGCCUCCAGUGGCGGCGGGCUUUUCGGAGCUGGCUCGGGUGGCGCUUCUAGCGGCGGCGGCUUGUUUGGGAGCAGCCCAGCCUCCAGCGGCGGUGGCCUCUUCGGAGCGAGCUCGGGUGGCUUUGGUGCCAGCUCCGGCGGAGGAUUGUUUGGCGCAGCUCCAGCAAGCAGCGGCGGAGGACUUUUCGGCGCAUCCACUGGUGGCGGCAUGUGUGGAGCUUCGUCUUCUGGCAGCAGCGGUGGCCUUUUUGGCGCGGCGUCGGCAGGCAGAGUGUUGA